GCCCCCGACGAUAGCUAUUGGGGCAUUUUUUCUAGCUGAGGUGUGGCUUCAUAUAAAAGGAAGGAAGAGCCAGCUCACUGCUGUGUCUGUGGAGCUGCACUCCAGCACACGUUUCAGGGUUUGGAUCUGGAAUUUUGAGAUGUUCGGGAAUAAUGGAGGAAACCAGUAUCCCACUGGCUUUAAUCCUCAGCCAAUGCCAGGAGGAUACAAUCCUCAAUAUCCACCAGGCACUGCCCAACCCCAACCCUGCCCUGCUCAGCCUAGUGUUCCGCCUGCGUGCUAUCCUGUAGCCCCACCUUCUGGAGGGUAUGAACCAAGCUGUUGUUCUGAUGGGCACGGACAUGGUCAUGAUCAUGGUCAUGGGCACGGACAUGGUCAUGAUCAUGGCCAUGGGCACGGACACGGACACGGUCAUGAUCAUGGUCAUGGUCACGGGCACGGACAUGGUCAUGAUCAUGGUCACGGACACGGACAUGAUCAUGGUCAUGGUCACGGGCACGGACAUGGUCAUGAUCAUGGUCACGGACACGGACAUGAUCAUGGUCAUGGACACGGGCACGGACAUGAUCAUGAUCAUGGUCAUGGACACGGGCACGGACAUGAUCAUGAACAUGGUCAUGGACACGGGCACGGACAUGAUCAUGAACAUGGUCAUGGACACGGGCACGGACAUGAUCAUGGUCAUGGUCAUGGUCAUGGUCAUGGUCAUGAUCAUGGUCAUGGGCAUGGACAUGGGCGUGGACGUGGACGUGGACGUGGUCAUGGUCAUGGGCACGGGCACGGGCACGGGCACGGGCAGAACGAGUAUGGUUAUGGCCGCAGACACAAGAAUGGUCACAUGCAUAACCAAUGCCACAAGAAAGGAAAGAAGUGUCACGGGUCUUCCAGCAGCUCUUGCAGCAGCAGCAGUGACUCUGACUAGAUGAAGGGUCCUGGAUGGGAAAAGAAAGAAGACAAGUAACCACCUACAAACCUUAGACCAGAAUCACGUAUAACCGGAAAAACUUCUCAUGUAUGUUCUCGUCCCAAAAAAAUGUAUACAAGCUUUUGUCAAAACGGACUGUUUUCAUUCACUGAUUGUAUGGCUUUAUAUCAAAUACUAGGUUAAUAAAGUUUAAAGUGAAAACAAA
Molecule: messenger RNA, 1130 nt
Organism: Sebastes umbrosus (honeycomb rockfish)
Lineage: Eukaryota; Metazoa; Chordata; Actinopteri; Perciformes; Sebastidae
Exons: 4
Coding region: 309-926 (205 amino acids)
Source: RefSeq, a predicted model, not a curated record